Molecule: messenger RNA, 411 nt
Organism: Dovyalis caffra
Lineage: Eukaryota; Viridiplantae; Streptophyta; Magnoliopsida; Malpighiales; Salicaceae
Source: the annotation of a GenBank genome assembly
AUGGGACUUGAAGCAGCUGUAGAGGCCACAGCUGCUUUCUUGAACAAGGCAGCGAAGCCAGUCAUUGUCGGAGGGUCAAAAUUGCGAGUUGCGAAGGCUUGUGAUGCCUUAGUUAAAUUGACAGAUGCUUGUGGCUAUCCCCUUGCUGUGAUGCCAUCGGCUAAAGGAAUAGUACCUGAGCACCAUCGUCACUUUAUUGGUACUUUGGGGAGCUAUGCAUACAUAUCUGUCGGCCUUAUCUUCAAUGACUACAGCUCCGUUGGAUACUCACUCGUCCUCAAAACAGAGAAGGCAAUCACUGUGCAGCCUGAUAGGUGGUAUGUUAGCGCAACCCUUAGCUAUGCACAGUCCAUGCCAGAUAAGCGUGCAAUUGCUUGCAUUGGUGAUGGGAGCUUUCAGGUUAGCACUUGA